GUCAGGGGAGGGCAGCAGUGUGUGAGUUUGUGUACAGAAGAAGAGUGAGUCAGUGCACUCAGCCCCUGCAGUAAGUGCAGUAAGGAGCCUUGCUGGAACCAGAGCCAGGAGGUGCAGAGUGUGGAACUUGUGGAAAAAGAAAACACAUAAAAUUAAAAAUAAAUGUAAAAUGCAUUUUAAAAAAACCCCUCAGUGGAUAAGUGGCCUAACAUGUUUGUGCAUCUCUGGAAAGUCCAAUCCUCAUAGAUACAGGAGUCACAUUCACUGGCAUGAAUUUCAAAUUAAUCAAAUCAGUCCCUGCUUCAGUGGAGCUUACAAUCUAUAUUCCCAUUGCAUGGAUACACAUAAUAGGGUUCCAUUUGUCAGAAGCCAGUUAACGUGCCAAUAUAUCAGGAAAUGUGGAAGGAAUGCGUACCACCUGGAGGAAACCACUACAAGCAUGAGGAUAACAUACAGACUCCAUACAUAGCUGAUGGGCUGACUGGUAAACCAUAGCUGGUGCCAUCAGUGGCUGCCAUGUUGGCAUCACAUGACCUGUUGCUAUAGCAACACCGCUAGUUAGUGGCAGUUGGAAGUCAGAGCAGCAGCUGGAUGGUCAGGCGAGAUGGCCUCACAUCUGGAGGAAGCUGAGAGUUCGGACGCAGAGGAGUUUAUCGCUGAUAAGAGAAGAGUGAAGAUGCUGGCAUUAAAGAAGAGACGGAUUUUUGAUGGUUUGGAAGAGCCUGGUUUCAUCAAGAGGACCAGAAGGAGGACAUCUACUGAUUCCAAUAAAGUAGGCAGCAAAAGGAGUCUGUGUAUGGAGGAUGGCUGCAUUGUGAUCAGCUCAGAUAAUGGCAGCCAGGAAAACACCAACCAAAAGAGCGAUAAGAGCAGGAAGAGACAGGUCAAGGAUGAGGAGAGAUGUAUUAACAGCGGGAAAGUUGCAGACAGGAGGAGAAGGAGAACAUCUGGAGAGGACAUGGUGUCCAUAGGUUGGAGGAUGGCUGCAUUGUGAUAAGCUCUGAUGAUGGCAGCCAGGAUAAUAUUAACAGAAAGAGCGCUAAGAGCAGGAUACAGGGAAAGGUUGAAGAGAGUUGUAUUAACUGCGGGAAAGUUGCAGAUUUCAAGAGAAGGAGAACAUCUGGAGAGGACAUACAGAAGGAACAUGGUGACUGUGGGAGUCAGGAACGAGCAGGAGGAAGUGGUGAUCAGGAAGCUGGCCCUGGUCAUGGAGAUACAGCCUCUAUAUACAUCAAGAGGCUGUUCUUCUUGUAUGAGCUCGGCCAGGGCAACUUCGGGAAGGUCGUGUUGGCUGAGGACUCUGUCACUGGUCAGCCACUGGCUGUGAAGAUCUUUAGAAAGAAAGAUCUGCCGUUGGAGGACCGGGAGGAGGUGUUGGUGGAGCGCAGGGUGCUGGAGGUUGUGUCUGGUAGUCCUUUCCUCAUUCAUGCUCACCUUGCAUUCCAGACCCCGAAACACCUAUUCCUGGGUAUGGAUUAUGCAAGUGGCGGGGACCUCCAUCAGUUCCUGCAGAGGAAAGGCUGCUUGGACAUCACCAGUGCAACUUUCUACGCAGCAGAGAUCACGUGUGGUGUGCAGUAUCUGCACUCUAAGGGCAUCAUCCAUCGAGACCUAAAACCGGAGAAUAUCUUGAUGGCGGCAUCUGGUCAUCUACAAAUCACGGACUUUGGAAUAGCAAUAGAGAACAUCUUUGGUGACCAGACCGCCACAGAAUACGCUGGGACCCCUGGAUAUAUAGCUCCAGAGAUGCUGGCGGAAGAGCCAUAUAACGCUGGAGUGGAUUGGUAUUCAUUUGGCAUUAUCAUCAACGAAAUGAUUACCAGAACGUCUAAAUACCAUCCUAGACUGUUACUCAAAGCAAGAGCUGCUGCUGAAGACAUCGUUCAACAGCUCCUGCGUAAUGAUCCCUCCAGGCGGUUAGGAGUCAACGGCAACAUCUGCCAGCAUCCAUUGUUCCAGCGUAUUGAUUGGGUCUCGCUGGAAGCCCUGAGAUUAACACCACCACCACCACACAUCCCUGCUCCACCCACCAUAACACACAGCUCCCGGAGGUUUGACAUCGAGAGGAUGGAAGCAAAAAUGGAUUGGUGGGAAAUCGAAAUUGACCAGGAGCUAUUCAGAGGUUUCUCAUAUGUGGGUUCCAUCUUGAGGGCCUCCCACUGAUCACCACUUCCAGCGCUGCAAGGAGAUGGUCAUAACACCUAGAGAUGGAAACAGAUACGAAGGGAUGGAUAUUUUAGUUAUUAUUUUCAUUAUUAUUAUUACUAUUAUUUACUAUUAUCAUUAUUCUUAUUUUUAUUAUUGUUACUAUUACAAUUAUUAUUAC
Pseudophryne corroboree (corroboree frog) is the source of this 2326-nucleotide messenger RNA. RefSeq names its product protein kinase C delta type-like. Gene Ontology annotation, molecular function: ATP binding; protein serine/threonine kinase activity. The record is from RefSeq and is a predicted model, not a curated record. Gene Ontology annotation, biological process: peptidyl-serine phosphorylation. Bases 1471 to 2163 code for a protein of 230 amino acids. The transcript is spliced from 10 exons. Lineage: Eukaryota; Metazoa; Chordata; Amphibia; Anura; Myobatrachidae.